CUGAUGUGUGACAACACUGUGAACCUGGCGUUAGAAAUCGGGUUGUUUGUCUCUGCCUUUCGGGGAGAUACUGCAAGCUGGAUGCUUAGGAGCAACGUAUAGGACUGAUUCUACGGCCUACAGUACAUGUUACUGUAAGACACGGCGCGUGACUGGUUAAACUUCAGCAAGCAGCAUGGACGAGGGACAAGUGUACCAAUCCUCACAGUUGUUAUAUGUCUAUGAUGAACUGUUCCCAGCUUUACCGGAAUCUGCCAACCCAGCUCCGGCAUCAGACCUUGGAAAAUGGAACAAUAAAAUGAGAAUUGGUUCUUCUGUAAUUACUCAGGUUUUUCGUGUACCGGCAGAAGAAAGACGUUUUGAUCACAAUGACAGCUUUGGUGAAAAAGAUUCAGUAAGGACAUGUUCCCAGAUCAUGAAGGAAACAGGAGCCCUAAUCGAGAUAUCAUCCAGCAAGGAUCAAUCCUUAACAUUCCUUGUCACUGGAAAGACAGAUAAUGUUAUGGAAGCUCGAAGGAAGAUCCUUAGCGUUUUUCAAACUCAGGCUAUGCAGAGACUUAGCAUUCCAAAAGAACACCAUCGCUUGAUCCUUGGUAAAUCUGGGGUUAGACUCAAAGAGAUUGAAAAGGUGACAUCAACUAAGAUACAUGUGCCCCUAAUUGUCGAUCCCUCAGAGGAAAUUACUGUCGUCGGAACUAAAGAGGGAGUUGAUAAAGCUAUCCAUGAAAUACAAGUCAUCUCUGAUGAACAGUCUAAAAAAGCUUUCGAACGCAUUUCCAUCCCUAAAGUUUAUCAUCCUUUCUUGAGUGGAGCUUAUGGUGAAAAUGUCACCUCCCUGAUGGCAACUACUGGCACCCGAAUUCAUAUUCCACCGCCGUCAGCCCAAGUUGAUGAGAUUACAAUCGCUGGUGAGAAAGAGGGUGUCGCAGUAGCCAAAGAUAGCCUGCUAUCUAUGUACGAGUCCAUGCAAGACAAGUACACUACAGUUUGUGUUGAGGUAAGCAAAAUGCAACACAAAUAUGUGAUUGGACCUAAAGGUACCGGAAUAGCGGAGAUCUUGCAAAGCACUGGCGUUAGUGUUGAAAUGCCACCUCUCGACUCUAGGAAGGAAACUAUAACACUCCGUGGACCACAAGACAAACUUGGAAGUGCCCUUAACAUGGUCUAUGGCAAAGCUAACAGUGUUCAAGCAGUAAUGGUGAAUGCCCCAUCUUGGAUUCAUAAGUAUAUCAUCGGCAGAAAAGGUGCCAAUAUUAAGCAAAUUACACAGGAUUUGAGCAAGGUUCAUGUUCAGUUCACUGAAAAAGAAGAUAAGAUAACCAUCGAAGGCCCUCCGGAUGAAGUCGAACAAGCAAGGAACAAAUUGAAAGAGCUUACAGCUGAAAUGGUUAAUAAGUUGACAUUUACCACCCUGACAGUUGACCCAAAGUAUUAUAAGCAUAUCAUUGGAAAGAACGGCGCAAAUGUGAACCGCCUGAAGGAACAGACUGGUGUAGUCAUCAAUAUUUCAGAUACUGAUCAGAAUGUGAUUCGCAUCGAAGGUGACAAGAACGGAGUUGCCCAGGCUAAACAGGAACUUGAAGAUAUGAUAAGCAAAAUGGAACUGGAAAAAGAAAAAGAUGUAAUAAUUGACUGUAAAUAUCACAGGAGUUUGAUUGGUCAAAAAGGAGAAAACAUUAGAGAAGUUCGAGAUAAGUUCAGUCAAGUGCAGAUUUUCUUCCCAUCACCUGAUCAAAAGAGUGACAUUGUCAAGUUGAGAGGUGUGAAGGAGGAAGUUGAUAAGUGCCAUAAGUAUUUGAUGAAGAAAGUGAAAGAAAUCAUCGAGAACAGUUAUCAAUUAGAAGUUCCUGCUUAUGGGUGCCACAAAUAUAUAAUUGGCAAGGGUGGAUGCAACAUUAAAAAACUACGAGAAGAGACAAAUACAACUAUUGAAAUGUUGUCAGAAGGUUCCAAAGCUGAUUUCAUUACUAUAACUGGAAAAAAAGAAAAUGUUGAAAAAGCAAAGGAAAUGAUAAUGAAAAUUCAAAAUGAACAGAUGAACAUUGUUCAAGAAGAAGUCGCUAUUCCUCCCAAAAUGUAUAACUCUCUGAUCGGAGCUGGUGGAAAGUUGAUCCGUUCCAUUGAAGAAGAAUGUGGAGGCGUUAGCAUCAAGUUCCCUCCUCAAGACAGCAAGAGUGAUAAAGUAACUUUACGAGGACCUAAAGAUGAUGUAAAGAAAGCUAAACAACUACUCCUCGAGCAAGCGUCCGAAAGGGAACUUCAUAGCUAUACCUCUGAAGUGAGAGCAAAGCCGCAGUAUCAUAAAUAUCUCAUCGGCAAAUCUGGUGCUAACAUCAACAGAAUAAGGGAGAACACUGGCACAAGAAUAAUUUUCCCAUCAGAUCGCGAUGAUGACAAGGAACUCAUCACAAUUAUGGGAAAACAAGAUGGAGUCGAGCAAGCCAAAGCAGAACUGUUGGCUGCUAUCGAGAAAAUGGAUAAUGUACUUGAAUCAGAAAUGAUAGUAGAUCAGAAACAUCACAAACAUUUUGUUGCUCGUCGUUGUGAAGUGUUGAAACAACUUGAAGAUGAAUUCCCUGGAGUGGCUAUAUCUUUCCCGCGAAAUGGUGUAAGCUCUGAUAGGGUGACCAUUAAGGGACCUCCGCAGCAUAUUGAAACGGUUAAACAGAAAAUAACUGAUAUCAUUAAAGAUCUAGAAGAAAGAGUGACAAUAUACUGUGAGAUUCCUCAAAAGCACCACAGAGCUGUGAUGGGUAACAAAGGAAGCAAAGUUCAGGAAAUCGAAUAUAGGUUUGAUGUGAAGAUCAAGUUCCCGGACAGAAAUGCCAGAGAAGAUGCUGGCGGAUAUGGAGAUGGUGAAUUGAUCGAAAACGUUGAACAUCCAGUGAUGAAUGGCGAUGCAAAUGGACCUGGCCCAUAUCCUGGUGACUUGAUUAGAAUUACUGGCAAACCCAGCAACUGUGAGGAGGCUGCCAAGGCACUCAAGGAGAGCGAACCAAUCGAAUACUUGAUGGACGUUCCUGCUGAAUAUCACAGAGGCAUUAUUGGACCAAAAGGACAAAAUGUCCGAGAUAUGAUGAAUUCAUUUGAUGUUUACAUUGACAUACCACCCAAUAAUGCUCAGCAAGAAACUAUCAAAAUAAUUGGAGCUCCUGCGGCUGUUGAAAGAGCAAAGGAAGGUAUUCUCGAUGAAAUGAGGAAAAUUGAUGAAGAAAAAGAGGAUAGAAAAUUGAAAUCAUUUAAACUAACUCUUGAAGUCGAUCCUGAUUACCAUCCAAAGAUUAUUGGGAAAAGAGGAAUUGUGAUUACAAAAAUACGCGAAAAACAUGGUGUUACUAUUAUGUUCCCUAGGCGUGGGGAUCCUGAUGAGAAUAUUAUUACAAUCCAAGGUUACGAAGAUAAAGCUCAUUUAGCUAAAGAAGACAUAUUAGCUAUUGUGAACCAACUGAAUGAAUUGACUAAAGAUGAAUUAGAAAUCGAUAGUCGUGUGCAUUCUCGUUUGAUCGGAGCUCGUGGUUGGUCUAUCAGAAAAAUCAUGGAGAAGUUCCAAGUGGAAAUCAAAUUUCCACGCAGUACUGAUCCAAAUCCAAACCUGGUGACUAUCAUUGGUCAGGAUGAAAAUGUUUUGGAUGCUAAAGAACACCUGAGGUCAUUGGAAGAUGAAUAUCUGGAUGAUGUCGAGGAGCAGGAGAUGCGCGAGGCUCGCACUAACCCACUUCGUGGAAAUGAUUCUGGCUCUGGUGGCGGGAACGGCGCCGGCGCUGCUGGGUUUGUGGUGAAAGGUGCCCCCUGGGAGGUGCCCGACACUGCUUCCACUCAGGAAUUUCCGACGUUUGGUGCCCCCGCGCCGGGCACCCCCGCCCCUUCCUGGGGCCCUAGGCGCUAGCUAUCAAAGUUCCCUGUUCUUCCUAAUCUAUUGCUAACCUCCUCUACCUUCUCUUAAAUAGCCUUGUAACGUACCUUAUUAAUCACAAUAAGUAAAAAAUAAAAAGUAAAAAAAAAAGUAAAAUACCUACUAAAAAAAAGAACUAAAAUGGACACUUUGAACUUUUCCACUGCUUGCUGAAUGGAAACGACCUUUGGCAGUCAAACGGACGAAUAAAAUUGAAAUUUUGGCUGAAUAAACGUAAACUGAGAAUCUUAUGUUGCCUUAUUAUUUUAUUUUUUCCUUCAAUAGUGCAAUAUGUCAAAAGUAAUUCCAAUUUUGCAAAAAAUAAAAUAUUAUAGGAAAGAACAUAUGUUUGUUUAAAACUUAAACAUAUAUGUUAUAUGAAUGAUAAUCAUCUCUUUAUAAAGGGAACUGUAACAUUCUAUUGUAUCCAAAUGAUAUGUAGAAAUUAGUUGUUACAUAUAAAUCAUCUUUCAUAUCACAUCUGUAAGUGUAUUGAUUUAUAUAUAUAUAUUAUUUGUUGUAUUUUUUUUUUUAAUUAUAGAUUAUAUAUGUGUAUGAUUUAUAAAGAAAGAUAUAAAACAAAAAAAAUAUAAAUUUGUUAUCAAAUGAAACAGACUGAAGGGUAUAUUGUAUUAUGGUGAAAUUUAUAGCGCUUUAUAUAUAUAGUAAGUUUAUCUGUAUAUAUUUACACAUAUACACACUAUAUAUUUAAUGUGUGAGUGUGUGUAUGUGUGUAGCGCAUUAGUUUUUAAUCACAGUGAAGAAAUUCACCAGGGCCGAUAUAAUAUUGUAUAAUUGUUAUGAAGACAAUAUUUUUUAACAAGAAAGGAUAUCUGGGGCCUCUGAAAGGUUGGAUAUUGAAAUAAAUUAAAUAAAUGACCAAAAAAUCGAAUGUUUUUUUUUUCUUACCCUCCCUUUUGUAUCUCAUUUGUUCUCUUAAAGAUUAUAUCUUUACUGAUAACAAUUUUAUAUAAUGUUAAUUUGUCUUCAAACAUAUAAAAUUAAUUUAAAGGCUGAUAAGUUGUCUGAAAAUAUAAAUAUAUGAAAAAUCUUAUAAAUUUAUUUCCAUUUGUAUGAACUGUAAUUACAGGCGGAUCUAUUUGCGAGCUGAAGUCCUCCCUCCCCCCUCCCCCCAAAUGGUAAAAUACAACUGUGUCUUAUGAAAAAUAUAUUUAA
This is a messenger RNA of Nezara viridula (southern green stink bug), 5068 nucleotides long. NCBI's taxonomy places the organism in Eukaryota, Metazoa, Arthropoda, Insecta, Hemiptera, Pentatomidae. The record is from the annotation of a GenBank genome assembly.